UGCGGUCCUCGGGCGACUCUCGCCGUCCAGCCGGCCAUGGUCCCGCUGCGGGGCUGCGGCCGCUGGGUGGCGGCUUCCCUGCACCUGCCGUGGCGGGCGCGGCUCAGCAGCGGCGACUGCGCGGCGCCCCGGACGCCCCGCUUCGACGUGCUGGUGGUCGGCGGGGGACACGCGGGGAGCGAGGCGGCGGCUGCGGCCGCGCGCUGCGGCGCCCGGACUCUGCUGCUCACGCACCGCGUGGACACGAUCGGUCAGAUGUCCUGUAAUCCUUCCUUUGGCGGCAUCGGAAAGGGACAUUUAAUGCGGGAAGUGGAUGCACUGGAUGGCCUCUGCGGGCGGGUCUGUGACCAGUCCGGUGUACACUACAAGGUCCUCAACCGGCGGAAGGGCCCCGCCGUGUGGGGUCUCAGGGCCCAGAUCGAUCGGAAGCUCUAUAAGCAGAACAUGCAGAAAGAGCUCCUGGGCACCCCGCUGCUGACGGUCCAGGAGGGAGCAGUGGAAGACCUCAUCCUCGAGGAGGCAGAGCCCGGGCACCCCGGCAAGUGCCGCGUCAGUGGUGUCGUUUUGGUGGAUGGAAGUGCUGUCUAUGCGGACAGCGUGGUUCUGACGACGGGAACGUUUCUGAGAGGCGUGGUCAUGCUUGGACUGGAGACGCAUCCAGCGGGACGUUUCGGGGAUCAGCCCUCCAUAGGUUUAGCUCAGACUCUGGAGAAGCUGGGAUUUGUGGUGGGAAGACUGAAGACUGGGACGCCGCCACGAAUCGCCAAAGAGUCUAUUAAUUUCAGCAUCCUGAACAAGCAGGCACCGGAUAACCCAUCCACCCCAUUCAGCUUUAUCAAUGAGACUGUGUGGAUUAAGCCAGAAGAUCAGCUGCCUUGCUAUUUGACUCACACCAACCCUAAAGUGGAUGAAAUUAUCCUUGAGAACCUUCACCUCAAUAAUCACAUUAAAGAAACUACAAGAGGACCCCGAUACUGUCCCUCCAUUGAAUCCAAGGUUCUGCGUUUUCCAAACCGUCUACAUCAGGUUUGGUUGGAACCUGAAGGAUUGGACUCUGACCUCAUUUAUCCUCAAGGGUUAUCUGUGACGCUACCUGCUGAGUUACAGGAGAAAGUAAUCACCUGCAUCAGAGGCUUGGAGAAAGCCAAAAUGGUCCAGCCAGGCUACGGCGUUCAGUAUGAUUACUUAGAUCCGCGUCAGAUCUCGCCUUCUCUUGAGACUCACCUGGUACAGCGGCUCUUUUUUGCUGGACAGAUAAAUGGCACCACUGGUUAUGAGGAAGCUGCCGCGCAGGGGGUGGUUGCUGGAAUCAAUGCCAGUCUUCGGGUCAGGCGCAAGCCUCCGUUUGUCAUCAGCCGGACCGAAGGCUACAUCGGAGUUUUGAUUGAUGACCUCACCACUCAGGGCACCAACGAGCCCUACCGCAUGUUCACCAGCCGAGCGGAGUUCCGUUUGUCACUGCGCCCUGACAAUGCUGACAGCAGGCUCACGUUUCGAGGAUACGAGGAAGCCGGCUGUGUGUCUCAGAAGCGCUACGAACGGGCUUCCUGGAUGAGGUCUUCUUUAGAGGAAGGCAUUUCUGUACUCAAAUCCAUUGAGUUUUCAAAUAUCAAAUGGAAAAGCCUCAUUCCUGAGGCUUCUAUAAGUACCGGUAAAAAUCAGCCUCUCAGAGCUCUAGAUGUUCUGAAGUAUGAGGAAGUUGACAUGGAGUUGUUAGCCAAAGCUGUUCCGGAGCCCUUGAAGAAGUACACUGGGUGCAGAGAGCUAGCUGAAAGGCUGAAAAUUGAAGCCACCUAUGAAUCAGUGUUGCUCCAUCAGCAGCAAGAAAUAAAGGAAGUUCAGCGAGAUGAAGCUCUCCAGCUGCCCGGAGACUUAGACUAUUUGACGCUCAGGGAAAUCUCCUUGUCUGAUGAAGUCAGAGAGAAGCUCCACCUCAGCCGCCCGCAGACGAUUGGGGCUGCCAGUCGGAUACCCGGGGUGACACCUGCUGCCAUCGUCAAUCUGCUCCGGUUCGUGAAGAGCACCCAGCAGAGACAGGCAGCCAGGAGCAGAGGGACCGACGCCCGUGAGAAGAGCCGUCUCUAGCCUGCUGCUCAGAGAGGCCUCUUCAUCGAUACCCAGUGGAAACAAGACGUACUUCUAUUUAGCCCAUGUGGAUACUAUUGGCUUAUUAGAAGUAAUAAUCCUAUGAGUGUGUCUACAGUUAUGAAUAAGAUGGAGAUUAUAAUUGUGCCUUGUAUAUCAGGAAAAAAAAGAGCUAUAAAUUCUUAAUUUAUACUUUUUGGGGGGAGGUGGGUGAUACCAGGUUUCAAACCCUGGCAUGCAAAGCCUGUUCUGUCUGAGCUCCAUCCUUAGCCCCUUAAUUUAUACUUCUUCCUUCAGUGCUCUAUUAAUAUGACUCUGUGAAUUUAUUGAAGUAAAUGUGCUACUAUCAAAGAGAGAUUUAAUGGACCUAAAAUUCAGC
Sorex fumeus (smoky shrew) is the source of this 2464-nucleotide messenger RNA. RefSeq names its product mitochondrial tRNA translation optimization 1 (gene MTO1). The transcript is spliced from 12 exons. Gene Ontology annotation, biological process: tRNA methylation; tRNA wobble uridine modification. Bases 37 to 2085 code for a protein of 682 amino acids. Gene Ontology annotation, cellular component: cytosol. Gene Ontology annotation, molecular function: flavin adenine dinucleotide binding. Lineage: Eukaryota; Metazoa; Chordata; Mammalia; Eulipotyphla; Soricidae. The record is from RefSeq and is a predicted model, not a curated record.